Messenger RNA from Phascolarctos cinereus (koala), 9116 nucleotides. The record is from RefSeq and is a predicted model, not a curated record. NCBI's taxonomy places the organism in Eukaryota, Metazoa, Chordata, Mammalia, Diprotodontia, Phascolarctidae.
AGAAUGGGCUCCCUAGAGAUGUGAUGGGCUCCUCUUCCAUUAAAGUCUUCCAGCAGAACCUGGAUGCCCACUUGUCAGAUGGGGUGGCUGGUCGGGAGCAGCUGUUGGCUCAACAGAGAAUGCACAGCUUGAUCAACUCAGUGGAGGUGAAGUCGGAGGUUCCUGUGACUCUGGACCCCGUCACGCCCUUGGACUUGAGGACGGAUCUCAGAAUGAUGAUGCCCAUGGUAGACCCUGUGCUGCGGGAGAAGCAGCUGCAGCAGGAGCUGCUGCUCAUCCAGCAGCAGCAGCACCUGCAGAAGCAGCUGCUCAUUGCAGAAUUCCAGAAGCAGCACGAGAACCUGACGAGGCAGCACCAGGCUCAACUACAGGAGCACAUCAAGUUGCAACAGGAACUUCUCGCUCUAAAGCAGCAGCAGGAGCUUCUGGAGAAGGAGCAGAAGUUGGAGCAGCAGCAGCGGCAGGAGCAGGAGGUGGAGAGACACCGGCGGGAGCAGCAGCAGCAGCUGCCCCCUCUCCGAGGCAAGGAGAGAGGGCGCGAACGAGCAGUGGCAAGUACGGAGGUGAAGCAGAAGCUUCAGGAGUUCCUGCUGAGCAAGUCGGCCACCAAGGACUCUCCCACGAGCGGGAAGAACCACUCCGUGAGCCGCCACCCCAGGCUCUGGGCGGCUCACCACACCUCCCUAGAUCAAAGCUCUCCACCCUUGAGUGGAACCUCACCAUCCUACAAAUACCCAUUACCUGGAGCGCAAGACACAAAAGACGACUUCCCACUUCGAAAAACUGCCUCAGAGCCCAACUUGAAGGUGCGAUCCCGAUUAAAACAGAAAGUGACAGAGAGGAGAAGCAGUCCCUUACUCAGGCGGAAGGAUGGAAAUGUUGUCACUUCAUUCAAGAAGCGAGUGUUUGAGGUGACAGAGUCCUCGGUCAGCAGCAGCUCUCCUGGAUCUGGCCCCAGCUCACCUAGCAAUGGACCUGCCACCAGUAUGGCAGACAGCAGCGAGACAUUGCUUGUAUCACCUGCUCCGCACCCAGAGCAAAUGGUCUCCCAGCAGCGUCUUCUGCUUCACGAAGAGUCCAUGAAUCUUUUAAGCCUUUAUCCAUCCCCAUCUUUGCCCAACAUAACUCUGGGUCUCCCUGCUGUGCCACCGCAGCUCAGUGCUUCAUCUUCCAUCAAAGACAAACAGAAGUGCGAGGCCCCAGCACUAAGGCCACCAGGAGUUACAUUGCCGGAAUACACCGGAAGCAUCCCAGCAUCUUCCAGUCAUCCGCAUGCUGCCCUAGAAGGAAAACCCAACAGCAGCCACCAGGCACUCCUGCAGCACUUGUUGCUGAAGGAGCAGAUGAGACAGCAGAAACUGCUCGUGGCUGGCGGGGUUCCCCUUCAUCCUCAGUCUCCACUGGCAACAAAAGAGAGAGUAUCACCUGGCCUUCGAGGUGCCCACAAAUUGCCUCGCCAUAGGCCCCUGAACCGUACUCAGUCUGCCCCUUUGCCUCAGAGCACGUUGGCCCAGCUGGUCAUUCAGCAGCAGCACCAGCAGUUCCUGGAGAAACAGAAACAGUACCAGCAGCAGGUCCACAUGAACAAACCAUUCCUGGAGCCUCAGCCUGGACAUGCGCUCCCAACAUACCCAGCUCAGCUGGCUGCAAUUGGCACAGAAGCCUUUGACCAACACUUCCUCAUCUCCAGGACCCACUCUUCCCCUGCUGCCCCGACAGUCCCUCACCCAGCCACGGAUCAGACGCUCCAACGUGUCUCUGAGACUGGUGUGGUGUAUGACGCUCUGAUGCUGAAGCACCAGUGCGUUUGCGGCCGCGCCGCCCUUCAUCCUGAGCACGCUGGGAGGAUACAGAGCAUCUGGUCACGCCUACAAGAAACAGGACUCCUGAGCAAGUGCGAGCGGAUCCAAGGUCGAAAAGCUUCUCUAGAAGAAUUACACCUGGUCCAUUCUGACCAUCAUUCUCUUCUCUAUGGCACCGACCCCUUGAGCAGACAGAAGCUGGACCCCAGGAUGCUCCGAGACAUCACUGAAGGAGAAAAACUUCCCCUGAUUCUUUAUGGUGCUUCUCAGUCCUUUAUUUGUGAGAGGGAUACGUCUCAGAAGGCCUUCUCCUUGCUGCCUUGUGGUGGACUUGGGGUGGACAGUGACACCAUUUGGAACGAGCUGCACUCGGCUGCUGCUGCACGCAUGGCUGUUGGCUGUGUCAUCGAGCUGGCUUCCAAAGUGGUCUCAGGAGAGCUGAAGAAUGGGUUUGCUGUUGUAAGGCCCCCAGGCCAUCAUGCUGAAGAGUCAACAGCCAUGGGGUUCUGCUUUUUUAAUUCGGUGGCAAUUACCGCCAAAUACUUGCGCGAGCAGCUCAAAGUAGGCAAGAUAUUGAUUGUAGACCUGGAUGUCCACCAUGGGAACGGUACCCAGCAGGCUUUUUACGCUGACCCCAGCAUCCUGUACAUUUCCCUCCAUCGAUAUGAUGAAGGCAACUUCUUCCCCGGCAGCGGAGCCCCAAAUGAGGUUGGAAGUGGCCUUGGAGAGGGAUAUAAUGUGAAUAUUGCCUGGACAGGUGGCCUGGACCCCCCCAUGGGAGAUGUGGAGUACCUUGCAGCAUUCAGAACCGUAGUGAUGCCAAUUGCCAGAGAAUUUGGUCCGGACAUAGUCCUUGUUUCUGCGGGAUUUGAUGCUGUGGAAGGCCACACCCCUCCACUGGGUGGGUACAAAGUAACAGCAAAAUGUUUCGGUAAUUUGACAAGGCAACUGAUGCAGGUGGCUGAUGGACAUGUGGUGAUGGCUCUGGAGGGAGGACAUGAUCUCACUGCCAUCUGUGAUGCAUCAGAAGCCUGUGUGAAUGCCCUGCUAGAAAAUGAGCUGGAUCCUGUCUCAGAAGAUAUUCUGCACCAAACUCCAAAUAGAAAUGCCAUUGCUUCUCUACAAAAGACCACGGAAAUUCAAAGCAAGUACUGGAAGUCAGUAGAGAGGUAUUCAGGCUGUGCUCUGACUGGCACUCAGGAGCAAGAACAAGAAGAAACAGAGACUGUCUCUGCCCUGGCUUCCCUGUCUGUGGAUGUGGACCAGUGCUUUUCUAAGGAAGACUGCAGACCUGCUGGCGAGCCCAUGGAUGAAGACCCAGCCCUGUGAAGUGCCAAGUUCCCCCCUCCCCCGGUAUUUCCUGUGUGUGACAUCAUUGUGUAUCUCCCCACCCCCACCCCCAACCAAGCACCCUCAGACAUGUCCUGUCUGCUGCCUGGGUGGCACAGAUUGAAUGGAACAUAAACACUGGGCACAGAGCACACACAGCAGCUUCACUUGUCCUCUGGAUGGACUUGAAAGGGCCUGAAAGACUCCUUCAAUGUAACCACUCUGAUUCUAAAGUUACAGGCAAUGAUACUGGGGAGGGACGGUCUCCAACAUGUGGGCUCUGAAUGUGCUAUGCGACCCACUGGCACACAAGAAAUUGGCCCUGGACUAGUCCUAUCCACAUUAUAGGGACGGGGAUAGCCAGGGAGAUCCAGGGGAAAGCCCUGAGAAUGUUCUUUCAGACAUGUUCAAUUGGUUUCGAUAGGCUAAUUUUUUUCACAUGGUUUUAAAUUGUGUACAGGAUUUGUUUUCAGCUCUGAGCAAACAAGAUAACAUAUUGUACCUUUGUUUUUACACCCUCACAAAUUCUAGCAAGUGAGAGGUCAAAAUUUAAGAGAAAUGGGAUGAGGGCAUUUUUAGCGUGAAAGUCUCAGUCCCUAAGGCAGCCGGUGUGUGGUAGGGCACAAUUUGGAACUCUUUCGAUUAUGCAUGAAAAUGAAAAUGUUUUUUUUGAGAAUGCAAUCUCUGUUUCACUACAUCCCGCUCAAAGCUCUCACAGAUGGGAAGGCUCUGGUUUCUUUGUUGACUGGAAGCCUCUUCCCUUUUAUUAAGAAUCCCCCAUUCUUUGAAUAACAGUCCUCUUGAGCCUUAGGUCCACAGGGACUCACAUUUCCUCUGAAAAGGGAAUAACUUUUCUAAGAUGCCCAUACUUUGCUCCAAAAGUUUUGCAGAGGCCACAUAUUUAUGGAUACUUGAGUUUUCCCCAUAUGAGCACCUCUGUGGCUCAGGCAUUUCUUGGCAUCCAUUUAGUUAGGUUACAUUUCCAGUUUAAGGUAAUUACUGGGCUCAAUUAUAUUGUUUUCAUGUGUGAGAACCCACAGGUUGAGCAUUGCUGAUGAAACUUGGGAGGAUUUAGAUGAGUAUUUUUUUUGAUCCAUGAAUUAUGUUGUUAUUUAAGAAAUAGCAUUAGCUACUUGAUUUCAUGUUGGUUAAUAUUAACUGAGAGCUGUGCCUUUAACCAGCAAUGGACCCUUGACCUUUCCACAUGUUGCCUUAUGGUCAGAAGGUUUAAAGAAAAAAAAAAUUGGAACUUUAUUUUCUGAGUUAAAAAUCAACUCAUAUUGCAAUAUGGAGUUUAUUUUUUUUUUCAGUAUUCUAUUUUCAUGUGCAGUUCAAUCACCUAAAACGUCAGAGGUGGAAUAUUACCAUCUAGGAUUCUUCUUGCAGUAUUUAAUACCUAGCACUGCUUUAGAAACCUAUUGGUGUUCAUUUUUUUUAAUAUAUUUUCCUAACUGAAAGGAUAUAUUAAAGUAAUAAGUGAAGAUUGUCAUGCUUUUAUUCAGAAAUCUAAAAGGAACCUUAAUUUAAACAAGGUUUGAGGGAAGGCCAUGCUCUCAAAGAUAUGCAGCAAUGUGGUUUGAGUUAGAGAGGGCUCAAACCUGUAAAUCAAAGAUGAAAGGUUUCACUCAAGGAGAAUUAUAUGACUCUCUUUUGUUAUAGUCAGACUCUAUUUUUCAUGUGUUGAUUUUUUUUUCUUAGGAUUACUAUUUUAAUUUUGAAGUCUUUUAUUACAUAUGCAAAAAUUGCCAGAUACUUGGUUUAACAUCUUAGAAAUCUGAGCAACCCUUUGAAAUGGGUAAUCUGAAAGAGAAGGUAGCUCUGCAUUAGGUAAAAAUAGACUUAUGUUUGGGGAAGGAGAAGGUUAAUAUUGAUUCAUCACUUUGAUUACAUUUCUGUAAAUUUCCUCCCACGUUUUCACAGAAAACUCAUGACACCGUUCUUAUUCAUCAGUUGUGUUUGUUUCCUGGUUAUCACUUCAAGAAACAUAUUUUUAGAGACUUGGACUGCAAGGCCUGUGACUUGAAAAGAUAUUUUUCCUGUCAAAUCGUUUAGCAAUUUUACAACCUAUUUUAAUUAGAAACAUAACUGUAUUGCUUUAAAAUUAACUCGAAAAUACAAAAUUUUGUGUGCUCUUUUCUGUCCCCACCAGACCUUGUAUUUUUUAAUGAGAAUGGAGAAGAAACAAGUUUUGGCAACCUCCUGUAAAUUAACUGAAGUUUGUGGAUUGCUGCUGCAUUACUGUAUAUUGGCAGGUCCAAGCCUCAGCCAUCAAACUCAUGGUGCAUUCCUAGAUGAAUCAUCCAUUUGCCUUGUGAGGGGGCAUGCAUUGGCUCAGAGUUGGGGUCUGUGCAAUUCAGGGGCAAGCAGAGAAACUCUGCAGAAGAUUAAUCAUGGCUGAAUGUGUUUCUGAGCCCAGAGCACCACUAUGUUUUAAUUAUGCCAUUAAAGGAAUGGUUGCCCCGAGGGAUGGAAUAGAGGCUUUUGGAGAAUAUCAACACUUCUGAAACACACCAGACAUGGUGGAGAGGCCAUUUCCCUUGCUGAUGUGUUCUUCACACAAUCAUAUCAUCAUUGUUAUUACUGUUAAGAGUUUCUCAAAGGAGACUACUCCGAGCACUCUGUCUUCAUAUAAACUUGUCUUCUCUUGUUUUAUCAAUGAUCUGCCUCAUUCUGAUGAACUCUACUGGAUAUGUGUGAGAAAAUGCCUGUAUACACACACACACACACACACACACAUGAACACACAAGGAGGAAAAAAAAAUGAAGUUUUCUAAAUUGGCAGAAAGGAGUUAGAGGAUAAAGCACUUAAUUUUUUAACAAGAAGAUGCACUAAAGUGCUCAGAUAAUGGGAGCAAGAAGAAAAGGUCUCCUGUUGUCAAAUACUUAAACAAAAUCAACUUUUUCCAAAAAUUCUAGGCCUUUUCAAUAUGAAUAUCACAUCAAAGGGCAUAGUGCAGACAAAUGCAUUUGAUGGAAAAAUAGUAAAUGCUUCUUUGUUCACAGUGGAGCUUGAGUGUAUGUGUGAGUGUGAAUUUGAAAUGAUAUGGUUCAUUCAAAGAUGAGAAAAAUAGUUUCAGAUGGAUAUUUUAAUGGAUUUGCAUCAAAUAACAGGAGAAAAUGAGCCCUGGCACUAUAGGCUCAGUGAAUACAGAUUUAAAGCUAAAAGAGACCUUAGAGGUUAUAUAGUCUAACCCUCCUUCCAUCUUUUUAGAGCAAGAAACUGAGGCCCAGAGGUCAAAGAAUAUGUACAAAGUCAUACAGGUAAGAAAAUGCAAAUGAAAGAUUCCACCCUAGGGUUGCUGAAACCAAGUGGAGCUAUGCUGCUACUGUUCCACCUGGCAGAUUUUUGUAAAGAAUUAUAGGUUACACUUCUAAUAUUCAGGAGCUGAAAUCAAGCUCUCAAUUUGUCUCUUCCACACACAUAUUCUCAUUCACAUCUCUGUUAUAUCUAACACAUGAUGAACUUUGGAUUUUACCUUCAUAUCAUCCAGUGCCUGGGAACUAGAGGGGAUUUGAGGAGCUCAAAAAAUGCUAGUUUGCUGAAUGAAUGGACUUGAAAUGAGGAUGCCUUUGGACAUGAAGAACUCAGGGCCACAUGGAAGAUGUGCUCUUGCUAGGACCUUCUAACCACCUCCCUACAAGCAUAGCACUGCUUUCUUUCCAAAAGUCAAUCAUAAAGACUUGUAAACUGACUUGGUUUCUUUACAGUAUCCAUAUAGAACUAGAAGCAAGAAUGCUCACAGAAAAAAACCUCCUGGGGCAGAAUUUCUCUCUAUUGGCCCUCUAGUACCUGUGGCUUCUCUAGCAUUGGUACUUAAGAAUUUUUUAGAAAUUUGUUGUAUAUUUCUUGCUGAUUUCCCUUUGAAAAUUUCCACUCAAGUUGUUAUUAUUUGAGCAAUAUUAGAUUUCUACUAACCUCAAAUAAGACAACCCAAAAGGUAACUAGUGGAAAGGGGAUUCUCUUGAAGUUCAGAAGCCAUCCUUCUGUAGAUGGCCUUGUCAUUGUCCCAGAGAGUCUCAUAUCUCUUUACAUUCCUCUGCUGCCUAAAGAAUGAAAUCACUCAGCCUGCAGAGAAUGUGGGUGAAAAGUGGGAGGGGGAGCAAGAGGAGGAACACACCUGUUGAAUAGUUUUCAUACAGAAGGUAUUUUCAUAUCCCAAAGAAAUGGAAACCAGAUGAGCUGUCCUGCCUAUUUGAGAAAUGAAGGGCUCUUAUUGUCAUUAUUAUCAAUAGUGUCAUAAUCAUCAGAUGACUAUGGAGUUCCCCUGAGGGACAAUGAUCCCUGGUGAGGAGAUCAUUCUUGUUUCCAUCUGUCUUUCUGAAGAAUGGUAUUGUCCCCAUCAUUGUCUUCACCUUUGCCUGCAAUACAAUAAAAUCAAUUGAUGGAGUAUCAGGCCCUGUGUUGGAUGCUGGGGAUAAAAAGACAAAAAAGAAAUAGUACCUGCCCUCGAGGAGCUUAUUUAACUUCCAUUGACCAUAAUUGCUCAUCAAACUGGAAUGAAUGAAAAACACUGAAAUGUAGUUCCCACCAGACAAGAGUUUACAAUUUCAGUGAUCAGAUGUAAAGGUGAAGCAGGUCCCCCUUAGUGAGACAGAACGGGGACAGAAUCAAAAGACAGGGACCAGAGAUGGUUCUGGAGAUUUUAUUGAGAUAGAGAGAGCUCAAAUAUGGACUCCCUCUACCAAUUUAGGAAGGUACAUCCUUGGCAAUUUAUAGUCUAAUAGAGUUGCCUACAGUCUUGAGAAGUUAAGUGGGACUUAUUCUGGGACCCAUUUAUUAAUAUGUAAUUGUAUAAGAGUUUUUGCGACAAAGUAUAAAAAGAAAUACUUGAACUCACCAUUAUAGGAGCUGAAAAUUUAUGGUGUGAUACUACAUUAAUAGAUGCCUAUGUAAAUAAAAAGCAAUAAGUUAAAAUACUAAUGAAUACACAAAUAGAAAGGGAGCUGACAUGACAUUUAGAAUGAGGGUCUUCAGAUUUUUAUUCAAUGCAUAUUACUAUGAAUAAAGAAGAGUAGAAACUUACAACAAGGGGAAUAUUUUUACUUGAGACCACAGGUGGAUCUAUAGAGUAAAUAUAGAUAUAUAUGUGGGACACAGAGAGAGAGAGAGACAGAGGCAGAGACAUACAGACGACAUAUGGGAUAGUGGUUAUAAAGCAGUCUCAAAGCUGGGAAGUUCAAGCUCCUUCUUUGACAUCAAUGGUUGUAUGUCCCUAAGAAAAUCAUUUAACAUUUUAGUGCUCUGGACAAUUCUCUAAGACAAUUAGUUUUAAAGAAAGUGAUAACUUUUAUUGGAGGAAGGGUUUUCCUUAUCUGAGAGUAACCUGUAUAAGUUAAAUCAAAGACCCUAUGCUCUAACUUAAUCAAAGGGCAAAACAAUUGUUAUUACUAUCACAAUAGCAUAGUGCCUGGCACAUAAUAGGUACUUAAUAAAUGUUUCUUGACCAAUGGUCAUGAUUUAAAGCUCUAGACCAGGUUUGGCAACCUGUACGCCAGUGGGGUCUCUGGCUCAGUGGCCCAAUUAAAGUGUCUUCUCUGUCUUGCUGUUCACUCUGUUUCUGUAAUGAAGCCAUUUUAUUAUCCUUGAAACACCAUUGGAUUAGGCCUUGGUCUGUUCUUGACAGAUGCUGAGAAAAAAAGUGCAUUUCCAAGCCUUUUCUGAAGACUCUGCAGCCAUGAGCUUGGCCCAGAUGUGCAGAAUUAGUUUGGAAUCAAGAAUUGAUACAUAUACAGUCAAAUUAAUAUGGCUGAACACACUUCUGGCUUAUUAUUCCUGUCUGUGAUACAUUAUUGUAUCUGUAAGCAUCCACUGCAAAAUUCACGGUGUGCUCCCAAAUAUUGCUGAGAAUUGGUAGUUAGUCUGUAGAGUACAGUCAAGUGUAUCCUCGGCAUAAGUUAUUUUUAAAAAUUCUUUUUGUCGUGUAUUUUGUAUCAUCAUUUGACUCCACUGUUGUCCUAGUGUGAAUAAAAUCAAUUUGAAAUGAA